Molecule: messenger RNA, 711 nt
Organism: Pochonia chlamydosporia 170
Lineage: Eukaryota; Fungi; Ascomycota; Sordariomycetes; Hypocreales; Clavicipitaceae
Exons: 2
Coding region: 1-711 (236 amino acids)
Source: RefSeq, a predicted model, not a curated record
AUGGCAUCAUCAUUCCCCCAAGCUGAAUUCUUCAACCGCAUGGCGGUCAACUAUGCGCGCCAAACCGGCAAUAGCACCGCGGUUCUCUUCCUCUCCAGCUGGGACGACAUCAACGCCCUCAAGCCCAUCACGUCUACAUCGGUCAUCCACGACAAUGCUGGCGGGCGAGGAACAGCGACCUCUGUCAUUGUCGAAAAGUUUGAGCCCAACAUCCCUGAGAUAUUGAUUACAGAUAACAAUGGCAUAAUGGUUGCCGUUGCCUCCGACGCAUUCGCAGCGCACCCCAGUAUUACAGCCCAGCAGAUGGACUCGGUAGGGCUCACUCUUCCGAACAACCACUACACCCACUUGAUUACCAAUUUCAGCAUCUUUCUCUUUCCCGACCCCAGGGCGAUUCGCCCAGAUCUACCGGUCAUGCCGACGCAAGGAAUCGAGUUUAUGGAAGAGGGCGUUGCGGCAAAGACAAUGGAACAGGCAGGUUUUGACCCAGCCAAGAUGAAUGUCCUGGAAAAGGUGUUUGUGGCAACGGGAGAUGCUCUAGACGGCUUGAAGGAGUUUUUGCUUACUGACCUGGCAGGCAUUGCCACAGAGGGCUGGAGUGACCAGGAGAAGCAGAAGUGGCCGGGGGCAGUGGACGCUGCAUUCAAGGAAGAGGUUGAUGGGUAUGGAGGAAUGAGAUUUGAGGCGUGGGUUGUCCUGGCUAAAAAGUAG